CCAAGCCUCCUUCCUGACCUCCUCCUCUCCUGCCCCAGGUGGGGAAAGGAUGCUGCGCGGCCCUGAAGGCCAUGGGAUCCAUCGUGUACGUGACUGAGAUCGACCCCAUCUGUGCUCUUCAGGCCUGCAUGGAUGGCUUCCGUCUCGUGAAACUCAACGAAGUGAAUCGGCAAGUCGACAUCGUUAUCACCUGCACAGGUAACAAAAAUGUCGUGACGAGAGAACAUCUGGAUCGGAUGAAGAAUGGUUGCAUUGUGUGCAACAUGGGACAUUCCAACACAGAAAUCGAUGUGGCUAGCUUGCGUACCCCCGAGCUGACUUGGGAGCGGGUGAGGUCACAGGUUGACCACGUCAUCUGGCCGGAUGGGAAGAGAAUCGUCUUGCUGGCGGAAGGUCGCCUCUUGAACCUCAGCUGUUCCACAGUGCCAACCUUUGUGCUGUCCAUCACAGCCACCACUCAGGCGCUGGCCUUGAUAGAGCUGUACAACGCCCCCGAGGGCCGUUACAAGCAGGACGUGUACCUCCUGCCGAAGAAAAUGGGUAAGUGGAGAGGUGGGCAUGGGUCUCCCCCUUCCUCUCGGAAGGCACCCCAUCUCUGUCCUCUGCUGGCCGAAGAACAUAGAAUAAUCAUAGAGUUGGAAGGGACCUUGGAGGUCUUCUAGUCCAACC
Pseudonaja textilis is the source of this 669-nucleotide messenger RNA. Lineage: Eukaryota; Metazoa; Chordata; Lepidosauria; Squamata; Elapidae. The record is from RefSeq and is a predicted model, not a curated record.